Nezara viridula (southern green stink bug) is the source of this 871-nucleotide messenger RNA. The record is from the annotation of a GenBank genome assembly. Lineage: Eukaryota; Metazoa; Arthropoda; Insecta; Hemiptera; Pentatomidae.
AAAAUAACAGAAUUUUCGACAAUAAUAAAAUUUGUGUCUAAUGUAACUUGAUGCAGGGAAACGGAAAGUGCACUAUAAAUUUCAAGAUGGAGAAGAAAUGGCAGAAGAAUAUAACUUAGAUACCAAUAUUGUUUUAAGGAGAGCCUGGAAAAGAGGAAAAAAUCUAUCAAAAAAAAGUCAAUGGGAAAUAGAAGUAGGGGAUCCAGAACCUGAUACUUUAUCAUUAGAGGCAAUAGGGCUCAAAGAAAAUAGUAAUACUCCUUACAUAAUAAAAAGAAUUACUAGUACUGCACUGGAAUGGCGUAUUAGGAAUUUAUCGUACCCGAUUGAAGUUUAUUCUGUUUUGGCAGAUCCUGAUAAUAAAUGUAUUAUUGUGAAAACUUCCAAUAAAAAGUAUUAUAAAAAAAUUACUGUUCCUGAUCUUGAAAGAGUUAAUCUAGUUCCUGAUCAGAAGAGAAUCGAAUAUACCUACAAGUUUGGCACCCUUAUCAUAACUUACAAAAAGCCACCAGAAGUGUUGAAAUUGGAAAGGCAAGUACUAGAAGAACUGCAGAAUGUUCAAACAAUAAAAGAUGGUGAUCUUCCAUGUAAACCAAGUUAAAAUGAAAACAGAAGAACAAUAUAUAAUUGUUAUUGUUUUACAGUAUGACUAAAUAUAAUAUGAAAUUAUUGUUUUAUCUAUUCCAAACAGAACUACUUUUACACAGCACUUUGUGGAUCACACAUCCUUAUAUCCUAUUCCAUAUUUUUCUGAUAUUAUGUCAAGGCAAUAUAUAUUUUUUUUUUUGUUUAUUUAAAUACCCUAAAACAAACUUUUCACUGUGACUGAUUUAGAAGCUGUUGUCAGUAAAGAAUUACUUUUUUAAAAAAA